This is a messenger RNA of Benincasa hispida (wax gourd), 378 nucleotides long. The record is from RefSeq and is a predicted model, not a curated record. NCBI's taxonomy places the organism in Eukaryota, Viridiplantae, Streptophyta, Magnoliopsida, Cucurbitales, Cucurbitaceae.
AUGGCUAUCUUCUCCGAAUAUCUCGAAGAUUCAGUAGAAAUUUUUAUGGACAACUUCUCAGUUUAUGGGCAAACGUAUGAAGUCUGUCUGAACAACUUGGAGAAGAUAUUAAGGAGAUGCGAAGAGACAAAUCUUGUGCUGAAUUGGAAGAAAUGCCAAUUCAUGGUGAAUAAAGGAAUUGUGCUCGGGCACAAGGUUACCAAGGAAGGGCAUGAGGUGGAUAAAGCGAAAAUUGAGGCCAUUGAAAAGCUUCCACCUCCAGCAAAUGUGAAGGCUGUAAGGAGUUUCUUGGGACAUGCAGGAUUCUACCAUCGAUUUGUGAAGCACUUCUCGAAGAUAGCUCAACCAUUGAGCAUUGAGUGCGUUGCUAGAGGCUGA